AUGUCUCCACCAACCCUGACCUCACCAACCCCAACCCUGACCCUAACCCCCGAACCCCUCACCCCGUCCGCCUUCCACCCCUACGGCACAGCCAUCACCUCACCACUGCCCCGCACCGUGGCCACCCCACCACCAGCCUCCGCCCUGACAGCGCUGCACCCGACCCCCGUCCUCGCCAACCAAAACACCGCCCUGAAGUACAGUCCCAUCUCCCCACUGGACGACCACUAUGGCAGCAACUGCCCCAGCGGCCGGGCCUCGUCCGCGCGCAUGACCAUGUUCUCCUGCUUCCCGCGCACCCUGCGUCCUUCGACCGGGAAAUCCGCCGUUUUCGACAUCCGCAUCCUCGAACGCCACCCCUACACCACCCAGACCUUCUCCCCGCUCGACCUCUCCAGCCAGCCGGCCGCCGGGUCCGGCACGGCCCAAGAGCCGGAGCCGUACUAUCUGGUCGUCGUGGCGCCCUCGCUCAAGGGCACGACCGCCCAGGCCACCACCAGCUCCGGGGAGGUGGUUACCAUCGCCGACCCGCCGGAUCUGAGCCGCGUGAAGGCGUUCGUCGCGCGCGGUGGGCAGGCUGUCACCUACGGCGCGGGCACGUGGCAUGCGCCCAUGGCGGUGAUUGGGAACCGGCGCGUGGACUUCUUGGUCGUGCAGUUUAUGAAUGGCGUGGCGGAGGAGGAUGUGCAGGAGGUGGUGUUUGGGGAGGGGGUUGUGGUUGAGGUGGAGCAGGGAGUGGGCGUGAAGGCUAGGCUUUGA
Molecule: messenger RNA, 759 nt
Organism: Aspergillus aculeatus ATCC 16872
Lineage: Eukaryota; Fungi; Ascomycota; Eurotiomycetes; Eurotiales; Aspergillaceae
Product: ureidoglycolate hydrolase
Exons: 1
Coding region: 1-759 (252 amino acids)
Biological process (GO): allantoin catabolic process
Molecular function (GO): ureidoglycolate hydrolase activity; ureidoglycolate lyase activity
Source: RefSeq, a predicted model, not a curated record